This is a messenger RNA of Lampris incognitus (smalleye Pacific opah), 1714 nucleotides long. RefSeq names its product sialidase 3 (membrane sialidase), tandem duplicate 1 (gene neu3.1). Lineage: Eukaryota; Metazoa; Chordata; Actinopteri; Lampriformes; Lampridae. Bases 135 to 1367 code for a protein of 410 amino acids. The transcript has 3 exons. Gene Ontology annotation, biological process: oligosaccharide catabolic process; ganglioside catabolic process. Gene Ontology annotation, molecular function: exo-alpha-sialidase activity. Gene Ontology annotation, cellular component: cytoplasm; membrane; lysosome. The record is from RefSeq and is a predicted model, not a curated record.
CCCCCUCUAUGUCAGACCUUUGCGAUCAGUAUUGAGAACAUCACGAGUCAGUGGGUUAGUGUAGAGUUGGUUGCUGUGAUGCUUUUUACUAAUAGUUCAAGAUUUGCAGCGGUGUGAAGGAACUCUGGGCCACCAUGGGAAAAUCGCCAUCAAAGUGCGGCAGUGGAAAGGAGCCUGUUAAAACAACUUUGUUUAAAAAGGAGCCAUCUGGGAUAACGUACAGAAUUCCUGCCCUCAUUUACCUUAGACACAGUCACAUGUUGCUUGCCUUUGCAGAGAAGAGGAACACGCCUUGUGACAGUGAUGCUAAAGUUCUUGUAAUGAGAAGAGGAACAUUUCAAGAGAAUGGAUCUAUUCAGUGGUCGUCUUGUCAGGAGCUGUCAACAGCAUCCCUACCAGAUCACCGCACCAUGAACCCUUGCCCUGUAUUUGAAAAAAACAGCAAAACCCUCUUCCUGUUCUUCAUCUGCGUCCUGCGGAACACCCCUGAGCAUCGCCAGAUCAUCACAGGCCGGAAUAAGGCCCGUUUGUGCUAUGUUACCAGCAGUAAUGAUGGUCAAACAUGGAGCCAAGUAACGGACUUGACAGAGAAUGUGAUUGGCACAACUGUCCACAAGUGGGCUACAUUUGCUGUUGGGCCUGGCCAUGGCAUUCAACUGGAGGGGGGACGAUUGGUUAUCCCAGCCUAUGCCUACUAUAUCCCCAUCAAAUUCUUCUCCUUCCCAAUCCCAUUUACAGUACACCCACGUGCAUUCUCUGUGUACAGUGAUGACUUUGGUCAGACAUGGAAAAUAGGAAAGAUGCUUCAGGUAAAGUCAUGUGAAUGUGAAAUGGCAGAGAUCAUAGAUCACGAGGGCAGGAGCCGUCUUUACUGCAAUGCUCGUAAUACGAGGGGGUAUCGAUUGGAGGCCCUCAGUGAAAAUAGUGGUAUUUAUUUUGACAAACCCCGCAUGGCUCCAGAGCUCGUUGAACCACACUGUGGAUGUCAGGGAAGUGUGAUAGGUUUUCCUGCUCCUGAGUUUGUACCAGAUGACAAUGCUGAAAACCAAGGCAGCGGCACAUCAUUUCUGUCUCCUGACACACAGACCUGGCUGCUCUUCACACAUCCAACUAACAGGUCUAGUAGAAGGGACCUGGGAGUAUAUUUGAACCGCUCCCCACUGCACUCAUCAGGAUGGGAUCCACCCAAGAUUAUCCACUGUGGACCCAGUGGCUACUCAGACCUGGCUUACAAUGAGGACAACGAGCAGUUUUCAUGCCUGAUGGAGUGUGGCAAAGAGAGUGAGCUUGAACAAAUUGCAUUUGUGUCCUUUACCCUUGGUGAAGUCUUGGAUACAGUCAGUAAGAAAGAAAAGAAAGUACUUUGAUAUGUUGGAUGUUGUUUUUCCCCAAAUCUAGCAGUUAUUACUUUGCACUGCACUGGAAUACACUCACUGAUGUUAGACAGUUAUAAACGUACGUCUAACUUUUUUUUUCAAAUGGUCUAGGCUAGGAUUUAUUACAAAAUGGGUAGUUUCCCAUUUUUUCCAUUUCUACUGGACAGUUGAGAGGAUUUGCUGGAUGUAGCAAAGCAUUGCUGAAUUUUUCAAAUACUUUCCAUUGGUUGUUUGAUUCACGUUCCUUGGUAAAGCAGCAAGGAUGCUACUUACAUUUUUUUUCCUUAGCAUAGAAAAUUUGCCUACCUCUCGUUUUCACUUCAAACUCAGACUAUCGC